Myiozetetes cayanensis is the source of this 1114-nucleotide messenger RNA. Its product is annotated as serine/arginine repetitive matrix protein 1-like. The record is from RefSeq and is a predicted model, not a curated record. Bases 337 to 1074 code for a protein of 245 amino acids. The transcript is spliced from 4 exons. Lineage: Eukaryota; Metazoa; Chordata; Aves; Passeriformes; Tyrannidae.
GCCGCCGGGCUCGCUCCCGGUGCCGCGGGCAGGAGCAGCCGCUCCGGGCCGGGCACCGGGACCGAGCCCGGCGGGGCCGCUCGGGCCGGGGCUUGGCCGGGGGAGAGCGGCGGUGCUUACCUCCUGCAGACGCUGAGCCGGGGCCGGCACCGGAGGACGGCGGGCGGCAAUGGAGCUCGGCCGCGGGACGGGCACCGGGACCAGGACCGCGACCGGAGGACCGAGACGCUGAGCCGGUACCGGAGAACGGCGGGCGGCGAUGGAGCUCGGACGGGCACCGGGACCGCGACUGGAGGACCGAGACGCUGAGCCGGUACCGGAGAACGGCGGGCGGCGAUGGAGCUCGGACGGGCGCCGGGACCGCGACCGGAGGACCGAACCCGGGACCGGACUCGGUAUCAGGCUGGGCACCGGGACCGGCCCCGGGAGCGCCGCCGGGCUUGGCCCGGCUCGGCUUCGCCGCCUCUGCCCCGGCGCCGCGGGCGGGAGCCGCUCCGGGCCAGCCCCGGGACACCCCCCGAACCCGCCGGGCUCGCAGCCCCGCCGCUCAGACACCCCCGACACCACCGCACCCCUCCCCGGGGACGACAUCGCCCGCCCGCCCCUUUCCCGGGGCCGCAGCCCCGGGGGGUUCUCGCCCGCAGUGCCCCCCGCAACGGGGGGGUCUGGGGCCCGCCGGGGCUCCGGGCACGGUCCCGCGCCGGCCGCGGGGAGCCGGGGCUGUGCCGGGGCAGGGAAGAACGGUGGCGGCCCUUUCCUCGUUCUUCCCGUGCUCCGGGAUCCCGAGUGGAGCUGCCUAGCUGUCCGCGUGUCCCUGUGUCUGUCCACAGGCAGCCCCGGGAGCUGGCGCUGACUGUGCCGCGGCUCGGGCACGGGCUGGUCCCGGCCCUGCCUUCGGAACAGCUACAGGAAGAAAAAACAGAAAACCUCCUACCUGGCCGCUGCCGCGCCGUUCCCAGGGACAAAGGAGCCAAGCGAGUCCGGAGCGUUCCCUCGCUCCGAAGCACCGGCGUUUGGCCGAGGGUCGCCAUCCGGUCCCGUCUGCAGGGGGGCGUCUCCUCCAGGGCACGAUGAGCCGUGUCCAGCACUGCCCUGCCGGGGCUCACGGCGCUCC